This is a messenger RNA of Lepisosteus oculatus (spotted gar), 8737 nucleotides long. RefSeq names its product gamma-aminobutyric acid (GABA) B receptor, 2 (gene gabbr2). Gene Ontology annotation, biological process: gamma-aminobutyric acid signaling pathway; G protein-coupled receptor signaling pathway. Gene Ontology annotation, cellular component: membrane; G protein-coupled receptor heterodimeric complex. Lineage: Eukaryota; Metazoa; Chordata; Actinopteri; Semionotiformes; Lepisosteidae. The record is from RefSeq and is a predicted model, not a curated record. Gene Ontology annotation, molecular function: G protein-coupled GABA receptor activity.
CGCUCUCUCUCGCGCGCUCUGAUCAGCACAGGCACAGAAGACCUGUUCAGAAGCACCAAGACAGCAGCAGCAGCAGCACGACUCAGGCUUGGAAGGAACGGACUCGGUCACAUCUCCUCACUAGAGCUGCUGCUGCUUGCAAGAUUGCUUUUUACUCCCUUUUAGUAACAGCGUUGAAUUGUCCCCCCUCUCUCCUUCAAAGAAACAGGGCACUGGCAGGAAUGCAGUAUCCGCACUCUGAUUUUUUUUCGCCAGGAAUACUUUCGGAUACGGGAUUCGUUUGCAUAUCCAAACACUCUUACUGCAAGUAGUUCAAUAAUAUUGCUUCUUCUUUUUUUUUCUCCCCUUCAUCACUUUGGAUUGUGAUGUACUGCCCUGAUUGUGUCGGUAUCUGGGAGGUGAAAGGAGGGAUCGAGUUGGAGAGACUUACAGAUUAGCACAUACUGUACUGCUGUGGAUCACAGACGGCAAGGAAGGGGAAGUGAAUCUCUUUCGUCUGUUCACAUCUGUGAGAAAAUCCCCGUUUUCAUCACAUCGUCACUGUUUUUUUUUCUUACAUCUGGAAGGUGCUUAGGGAGAAUCAUACCGAAGCGCCAUUAAAAGAAGAUUGCACCUUACCGUGAUACCCUCACCCUAAAGAAAAGGAUAUUUUGAUUGCAUCUCUGCCUUCGGCUUUUGUUUUACUGUAAUUCUGUAUAUAUAUAUUUUUUAUUUACAGUUGGGUGUAGGAUCCACCAUAAACGCGCAAAAUAGGAACAGUUUGCAAUGCCAGGGCAGUGAAAGGGUGCAUCUAUUCCGUCGCCCUGUUCAGAUAGCAUGGCUUCAUCCCAGAGGAAAUGCAGCUUGGAGAUGAUUGUGGUGUCGGGAUGCAUGCUUCUGUUUAUCUUGGGAUUCCGACCUGUUUUUGCACGAGGUUGCAAUGACAACGCUGGGCACAAUUUGGACAAUGCGUGGUAUGCUAAAGACGGCAAAGAGUUGCCCAUCAUGGUCUUGAUGCCGAUGAAUGAAUCAGCGCUUAUGAGCAGUAUCAGUCAAGGGAUCGACCCCGCUGUUCAGCUUGCCAUUCAGCAUACGAAAGAGUCCGGGAAUUAUUCUUUCUCUUUGAUCCCCAAAAUCUACGACACUGAGUGUGACAAUGCCAAGGGAUUGAGGGCGUUCUUUGAUGCCAUAUGCUUUGGUCCAAAACAUUUAAUGAUCUUUGGGGGAGUUUGUCCAUCAGUGACGUCGAUUAUCGCUGAGUCACUGGGAGGCUGGAACCUUGUGCAGCUUUCCUUUGCGGCAACAACACCAGUUCUUGCUGACAAGAAAAAGUAUCCCAACUUCUUUCGGACAGUCCCAUCAGACAAUGCAGUGAAUCCAGCUGUGAUUAAAUUCCUCAACCAUUUUAAUUGGAGCAGAGUGGGUACCCUGACCCAGGAUGUACAGAGGUUCUCUGAGGUGAGAAAUGAUCUGACCAAUGAGCUGGAAAAGGCUGAUAUUCAAAUUGCAGAUACAGAGAGUUUCUCCAAUGAUCCCUGCAUCAAUGUGAAAAAGUUGAAGGAUAAUGACGUACGGAUAAUUAUUGGACAAUUUGAUGAGACCCUGGCAUCCAAAGUAUUUUGCUGUGCCUACAACUUGAACAUGUUUGGCAGUAAGUACCAGUGGAUCAUUCCAGGCUGGUACCAGGGGAAUUGGUGGGAACAGGCCAAUUCCACAAACUGCACAACGAAGAAGCUGCUCACUGCCAUGGAGGGGUACAUCAGCGUGGACUUUUUGCCUCUCAGUACCAAACAGGUCAAAGGAAUUUCUCAGAGGACACCGCAGGAGUAUGAGAGGGAAUACAACAAGCGACGACUACAAAAAGGCGUGGAGUCCAGUAAAUUUCAUGGAUAUGCUUACGACGGUAUUUGGGUGAUUGCCAAUACUCUGAAAAGGGUCAUGGAAAUUCUGAAACAGAAAGAGAAAUUCAACAGAUACCGGAACUUUACAGCAGAUGAUAAGGAGGUUGGCAAAAUAGUUCUGGACAUCAUGAAUGAGACUAACUUUUUUGGGGUAACGGGUCAGGUCAUGUUCAGAAAUGGGGAGCGGAUGGGCACAAUCAAAUUUACUCAGUUUCAAGAAGGCAAAGAAGUGAAGGUUGGAGAAUAUAAUGCAAUAGCUGAUGUUCUAGAACUCAUCAACAACACCAUCAGGUUUCAAGGAGUGGAGCCACCCAAAGACCGGACAUUUGUCCGACUCCAGAGGAGGCACAUAAACCUGCCUCUUUACAGCAUCCUAUCAGCGAUCACCAUCCUGGGCAUGUUCAUGGCCAGCGCUUUUCUUUUCUUUAACAUCAAGAAUCGCAACCAGAAGCUAAUAAAGAUGUCCAGUCCAUACAUGAACAACCUGAUUAUCCUUGGAGGGAUGCUGUCUUAUGCCUCUAUAUUUCUCUUUGGUCUUGAUGGGUCCUUUGUCUCUGACAAAGUAUUUGAAACCCUGUGCACAGUCAGGACAUGGAUUCUUACGGUGGGAUAUACAACAGCAUUUGGAGCUAUGUUUGCAAAAACUUGGAGAGUCCAUGCUAUUUUUAAGAAUGUGAAGAUGAAGAAAAAGAUUAUUAAAGACCAGAAGCUGCUGAUAAUAGUCGGUGGGAUGCUGCUAAUUGAUCUCUGCAUCUUAAUUUGCUGGCAGAUAGUGGAUCCCCUAAAAAGGACAGUGGAAGAGUACAACUUGGAGGCAGAUCCUCAGGGACGAGAUAUUGCAAUCCGUCCAUUCCUGGAACACUGUGAAAACACUCAUAUGACCAUCUGGCUUGGAAUCGUCUAUGCCUAUAAAGGGCUACUCAUGUUAUUUGGGUGUUUUUUGGCCUGGGAGACGAGAAAUGUAAGCAUCCCUGCCUUGAACGACAGCAAGUACAUCGGAAUGAGUGUAUACAACGUGGGAAUCAUGUGUAUCAUCGGAGCAGCAGUCUCAUUCCUGACGCGUGACCAACCCAAUGUGCAGUUCUGCAUAGUGGCUCUUGUCAUCAUCUUCUGCAGUACUAUUACGCUGUGCUUAGUGUUUGUGCCAAAACUAAUAACAUUGCGGACAAAUCCAGAUGCUGCCACUCAGAACAGGAGGUUCCAGUUUACCCAGAACCAGAAGAAAGAGGAUUCAAAGACUUCGACUUCUGUUACCAGUGUCAACCAGGCCAACACAUCUCGGUUAGAUGGACUGCAAACAGACAACCACCGGUUAAGGAUGAGGAUAACAGAGCUUGACAAGGAGCUGGAGGAGGUAACCAUGCAGCUACAGGACACGCCAGAAAAGACGCCCUACAUCAAGCAGAACCACUAUCAAGAUAUCAACAACAUUCUCAGCAUACGUAACUACACAGAUGGAAAAGAAGGGGACAAAUCCAUCUUGAAAAAUCACCAUGAACAGAAGCCACAAGCACAGUGGGGCUCCGUGGAUCCUUCCAGAACAAACAAAGGUCCUUUAGAAGACAUCAAUUCACCAGAACACAUACAACGUCGACUGUCCUUGCAGCUGCCCAUUUUGCACCAUGCCUACUUGCCCUCCAUAGGAGGGGUGGAUGCCAGCUGUGCCAGUCCUUCUGUGAGCCCAAGUGCCAGUCCCCGGCACAGACAUGUGCCGCCAUCCUACAGGGUCAUGGUCUCUGGCCUGUGAACCACAGCAGGGCAAGAAAACGAGGAAGAAGCUACCUGUCGUUAUUGGACUGAUAUUGUAGUCAGCAAAAAAGGGACUGUGUACACGACCCAGUACUCUCAACUCAACACAUGCUCCAAUCACUGAGGGACUGACAUCAAGGGCCAGCAGCCACAGGGGGUCCUGACCCACAGUCUCCUGACAAACUGCAGCGGGGGAGGGGGAAGAGGACCCAUCCUGACCUGUAGCCUUAUCUGCUUAAAGGUUUUUUUUAUGUUUGUUUCCUUUGUCAUAUACUUGGCCAUGUGUGAACUUGUCAAACUUGAGUAUUUUACUAAAUGCUAAAUGCCUGGAGUUUUGUUAAGGAAGCAGAAAGAGGACGGAUUCCAGACCUGAAAUAUGGGUGACAGAAGCCACGGUGGAAUCUGUAAAUAGCAGACCUAGUCUACUUACUGUGGGUACACUAAAAAAUUGGCACUAUUGUGGGGCUAACAAUCAGAUAUUCAGAUCCUAAAAGCUGAAAGUGAAGACCUUAUGUAAUUAAUUUGUGUGAUACUGUAUAUACAGUGACUGAAGCUGAUCAGGUUCUAUUAAGGCAUACAAAAAGCAUUGGCUCAUGGUAUGUAAUGAUUGUGAAAUUGAACGGUAUCUCACACGCUUGAAAUAAUCGGGACUUCUGAAUCCACAGUUAUUGCAGCUUCUGCACGUCAAACUCUAAUCAAGGGUCAAUUCUUGUGUCAUCUGCUGUAAUACAGUAUGCACAAACUGUUUUCCACGUUUCUGUGAUUGUGCCACCCUCACCCCCCCCUCCCAAUAAAAACAUAAAAAACAAAGCAUUCUUAUAGGAACCUCAGGUAGUCGUGGAGAUCCUAUAGUAAGGUCAUUUCUGCUUUCAUGUAUGGGGGAAAAAAACUGUGACUAGCUUUCUUGUCAAACUAUUCCUGAAGAGCAGCAAAUACUGCAGUCUCCACCACAAGUCUACCAGAAAUACCACAUUCAUUUUAUUAAAUGACAAAGAAACACUGAAGUCCACGAGGAGGAUAUAUAUAUACAUAUGUUUGUGUGUCUGUGCAUAUAUAUAUACACACACAAAUACCACUUCUGUAUGCAUUACUGCCAAUCAGAGGUUCACUUAAAGUGACUCUUGCUGAAAUACAGACUGAAGACAGUCUUCCGAAACAGAACAAACGCCAGGUCUCCAAGUUGCUUGAGAUGAGCAGCUAGCAUAAAUGUAGUUGUGUGGCCAAGGGCACAUUUGCAUUCACAAUUCACAUACCUCUUUUCUAAAGUGUAAAACUCUGUGGAUGAAUAGUUUCUACAGAGAUGAGACUGAGUUGGUCCCAGAGCUCCUGUUUCUCACCGCUUUUGUGUUGGGUGUAUAAAGCGUACGAGAAACAAACAAGGUUAAAAGUUGGGUGUAUGGGCGUUACAUCUCAAAAUUUGCCAAUAUCCCUCCCCCCCCUCCCCAGUACCAUUCGAGAUGCUUAAAGCAAUCAAGAAAUAAAUACCCCCCAACAUUUCUGUAUGUUUCAGACUACAUGCAAGUGUCUAAUCUUGUUGAAAGUAUUGAUUUAACACGUGAAGGGAAAAUUGAGUGUUCACUAACUAGUGCUGCUCAUAUCUCUCAUUUACUGUAAAACUAUUCUAUUCUGUGAAGUGAAAACCAACAAUACAGUACAUAUGUUUAGGUUGAUAUAUUAUUCAAUCACUUUUUUCGCUACAUUUUUUUUCUUGCCUUUGCUGUCUUGGAUUUAGUGUAGAACAAACUUUCAGCAUUUCAAUAACAAAAAAAAUACAUUUUAACAAUUCCUGUCGUGUUGAAAGCAAUGUCUGUUUGCCAGUGACCCCAAAUUUCAAUUCAGCUAUCAGGAAAUAACAGCAUUGCAAGAUUAUUUGUGUAGUACAACAUAUAUUACAAUCUGGUCAAUUUUGUUUUCUUUUUUUCGUGUAUGUUUACUGGUGGUUUGGUGUUGAUACAAAUAUCUAUUAAGAACAAAACAUCUUUCUGUACUGAAUUUCUAAAUAUUUCUUAAAAUUAAAUGUAAACGACCAAUGUCGCAUACCAGUAGGACAAACAUUUGUGAGUAAUCAAGUGCCUGUUUUUGAGCCAAUAAGUUAAAACAUCAUGAGCAUUAUAAUAAUAUUAGUAGUUAAGAAAAAGUGACAAUAUACAGUAUACUUAGCUAAUGUUAUGAGAGAAUUUUCUUUGCACCCUGGGGAAGAUCAUCAAAAUUGCUGGUUCUGCACAAAAGCAAGGGCAUAUAUCCAACAGGUAACUUCAAAUCUCAUGUAUUUAAGGGAAAAUAUUUUUUCUAAAUAAUUAUGUUUUUGAAGAAAAAGACAAAAAAUUAAGCUAUAAAUGUUCUUCCCAGACCCUCAUGACUAAAAUAUGCUACAUUCAAGUGCUUCUACAAAAACCUCCACGCAAAAUGAUUAAAGACAAAGAAACACUGUUUUUCAUGCUUCUAACAUAUAAAGUUAUAUAAAAUCUUCUUCAAAGAUGUUCUGUUGUUGAUGCAUUUUGAGCUUUAUGACACCUACAUGCUUUACCAAGGAAUAAAAGAUGGAUCUGACUGAACAGAUUCAGAAAAUAAAUAUAAUUUUGUUUAUUAUUCCAACAUUUCUGGAAACGAGAGAAAGCAGAAGGUUUUGAAUAUCUCAAAUCAAGGUGAUUUAUCCAACAGUAAUGAUUUUUGAUAAAGUAUUUUUAAAUAUUUAAUGCAGUUGAAGAAUCUUUACAAGACACUCUCUUCUUCAGACACUCAGGAAUGAAGGAGAAAUGGUAUGCUCAUCUUGGUUUUUGUGAUAAUUCCACAGACAUUAUGAAGGCAUUUUCUAAGUACUAUUGUCCAUAGAUACAGACUUGAUAAAACUGAGAGAAAAAAUUCCCUAGUUUAAAAAAAUCAGUUUUCCGAAAGGAGAAAAAUUACUUAUUCUCAAACCUUCUCUAAUAAAAAAUCAAAACCCACCUGUGGUAAUUAAAGGGCUCACACUGUAAGUACUCUUUGCUUUUUAUAAACUUAAUAACUUGUAAAGUGAUUAUUUUCUCCUUCCAGAAAACAACACAUGACAUUCAUGAAGAAAAUCAGAGUAGUGGACCUUUUUGUCCUGAAAGGGUAAAAAGAUGUAUUAAUAUUUCUAUCACAAAAUACUACCAGACUUACUAUCCUGUGUUUAACUAGGCUCAAAAUCAUGGCUCCAAUCUUCUAGCUGCUAUCUGCAACUCAUUCUUAUAUACAGUAUCUGUAUCUAUUGUAUAGUAUAAUAAAAACAGUGAUAGUUCUAUAAUAUAUUACAGUACAUACAACUGCCACAGUUUCAUAACCUCCAUCAAUCUAUCACAGCACUGUGUGUGCUUAUUCUUGUGUUACAAAUGUAAUGGGCUGCUUUUCAUUUUACACCAGAACUCAAGAAAAUUACCAGCUAAGUUAAUGAGUUUUAAUUAUGUUUAAAAAAUGUACAGAAAACUUUAAUUUUCAAUAUGAUUGGCAGAGCAUGUCAUGUUAAGAUUAAUCAAAUAUUGCACUGGGAAAUGUCCAAAACCAACCAGUUUUCAGUUGCCAAACAGUAACAUUGCACAAAAUCUUGAAAAGUCCAAGUCAUUUCCAUUGUUUAUUAUUCUGACUGGGGAAUAUUCUAAAGGAGAUAUUACAAAGAUUUUAAACAUUUAAAAAACUAUUUUUUCUACUUAGUUUUCAAAUCUUUAAGUACAGUAACAUAUUUCCUCUGAAUUUUUCAUGUAGGAAAAUGCAAAACAUUACACAUUUGGAAGAACAACAAAAUGUAUGUGACUUACAUACAUAGAUGGUUUUUAUAUCAUUUAAUUAAAACCAUUAAUUUCAAUACAUUCCAUUACAUAAUAGUCACUGUGGGUACAAGGAAAUAAAUCACAAUUUGACUGUAGGAGACACAGUGCGGUGUAUUGACCUGUAGACACCUUCACAGAUGACAAUCUUUCAGAAGUAGCAUGUCCUGUGUAUCGUAAUAUAUCACAAAAUUCAAGAAUCUAUUUUCAGUUGGCAAUAAUCCAUUGCAUGGGACACUUGUGGCUUUCAUAACCAGACUGUGUCUAAAGGCAUUUUUAUCUAAACAGUUUCCCGAGUUUAAAGUCUCAGGAAUAUCCUAUGUUGACAGUCAUCACAGCUUAGUAAUAUUCAAAUUGUAAUCCACUUCUAUGAAAUCAGUUUUUAUGAAUAUAUAUUUUAGAUACUACAUCUUACUUCGAAACAAUGUGCAGUCCUCUAGAUAGGUGAGGGAGAUGUCCCAGCAUUAGAAAGUGGUUACUGGCACAUACAGUAUGUUUUGUGCUUCUGAAACAGUCUGCCAUGUGUAAUUAAUCUUUUCCUGCCUCCUUAACACAAACAAUCCUAGAGAGUCCAUCAUGAAAAUAAGGCCAUUUCAUCUCUUAAGAGAAAGAGGACUAUAACUGUAUAUAAUGUAUACACUAAUUUCUCUGUAGAAAUAUUAUUCUAAGAUAGCAGGACAAAAAAAAUAUCAGAAAUAUAGGAGUGUUGGAGGUGAGCGUGUGUGUUUGUUGCCUGUCUGUGAAUACUGACUGUGUGCAGUUUAUUAAGUUUAUAACAUGCAGUACAUUAUACGUCUUAAUGAUACUGUAGUUUGUAUCCCAUAUAGAACUUUUCUUUUUUUACUUUCUGCUAACAUGAGUACCCCUCACAAAAAAAUAAAACAGACUACUCUAGUUAUUCAAUGUUUCUUUUUUUUAUACCGCAACAGAACAAAAAACAAACAUGUACAUGAGGCUGUGCCCCACUAGUGUCUUUUUUGAAAAUGAUGUUUAGUGCACAAUACAAUGCUUUAAAUAAUAGACUGGAAUUGUUCAGAAAAUUAAAAAAAAAAACACAAAAUAAAAUAAGUGUAAAUUAUCAAACAUUUUCUUGUACCCUUAUACUGCAUGAGAUCAAUUUUUAAUAAAUUGUCGCAAAAAUCUGUUUUUAUGAAUAAAAUACUGAAAAAUGCAUUGGAUUUUAUUUAUUUGUACUUCCUUUCACCCCCCCAUCAUUUACUGAUCAUUUCAGCAUUUAUAAAGGUAUGGCAACCUUAAAAACUAGGCUUACUUACAAAUGGGGCGGAGUGGUGGCUCUGUGGCUAAGGAUCUGCGCCUGUGGCUGGA